UCGCAGGACACAGACUGCAUUCACCCCGCCUCACUCCACCCCAGCCUCGCGCGAAUUUUAUGAAAGCCGUUUUCACUGGGAUUCAACAGGCGCUGUGUGUGUGUGGCGUGUGUGAAGGAGAAAAUGAAUCACUUCGACUUUGGGCAAGGACUGGAGGUGUCGUGUUUGUCCCUUGCAAUGACAUAAACACACCAGAACUCAUUAAGAAGAAAAAAAAAAGAUUGAGGGUGGGAAGUUGUGGGGGAACGGACUCCAGCCCUUGGGAUGAUCUGAAAAGUUCAGCACGUUUUCCAUACAUUAGACCUCAGAGAGCAUCGUGUUCUGCCCGCUCGCAACGGACUCCCAGUCCAAGGGAAAGUUUGAGGUUUUACAUUUCUGUUUGUGGUACAGGAAAAGGCUUGUGAUCUGAGGGCUUGAUUCAGUGAAAUUACAUCGCCUUCUACACAUUCGCUUCUCAAGGAGGGCAGGAGUUGGAAGCAACUGUUUUGAGACGUUAAAGAUUUGCUGGCAGAGGGAAAGGGAUUUUUUUUUUCUUCGCUCCCUGCCGGCGGGGGGGAGAAACAGUUCUAACGAGGAGUUACUUUGUAAUUUUAACUCCCAUUCAAAUACUCCCAGCCCUAGAAGCUGCUGUUGAUCCCCCAAGACUUCUUGAUCCGAACCCAGAGGGACCAGUCACUGCUCUCCCACAUCCUCAGAGCCCCCCGACAUGAGUUUGCAGAAGAGGGUCUUCCCACGAAAGGAGAAUGGGACCCACGAAGUGGUGGCUAAACCCAGUCCAGUCGCCACUCGUCAGCCGAGGGCCAGAGAUCAGGAAAGGAAGAAGGGCAGCUUUACCUCCUCCCUGAGGAUGGAGCCUCACAGCCGUUCCGGAAAGAGCAGAAAAUCCACCAAGUUGCGGUCCAUCUCCCGCUCCCUGAUCCUCUGUAACGCCCAGACCAGCGAUGACAGCUCAAGCCCUGACGAGAGAUACCCUGACCCCUUUGAGAUUUCCCUGGGCCAGGGCAAGGAGGGAAUUUUCCACUCAUCUGUGCAGCUGGCAGACACGUCAGAGGCCGCGCCCCGCAGCAUUCCUGACCUCACACUGUCCUCCGAGGCCACACAACUCCAGGCAGCUGGGAACGAUCGAGGCAAGGCCUGCAGGAGGAUGUUCUUCAUGAAGGAAACUUCUACAACUUCCUCUCGAGAAAAGUCCGGAAAACUGGACCCACAAAGUAAUAACUUCCUGUUUCCCAAAGCCUGUCAUCAAAGAACACGCAGCAACUCAACCAGUGUCAAUCCCUAUUGCACAGGAGAGACGGAUUUUCCAACAACCAAGAAGUCAGCGGUUUCGGCGGAUAGGCAGCCUUAUUCCCUCUGCAGUGGCAGGAAGUCUCUCUCUCAACAACUGGAUUUUCCUGCAGCAAAGGCUGUGGGCUUGUCAAGACCGACACGGUCGCUCAGCACAGCUCAGCUCGUGCAGCCCUCAGGGGGCCUCCAGGCGUCUGUCAUCUCCAACAUCGUGCUGAUGAAGGGCCAGGCCAAGGGCCUGGGCUUCAGCAUUGUUGGAGGCAAGGACAGCAUUUAUGGCCCCAUUGGAAUUUACGUUAAAACCAUCUUUGCAGGGGGAGCAGCAGCAGCUGAUGGAAGGCUACAAGAAGGUGAUGAAAUUCUGGAACUCAAUGGAGAGUCGAUGGCUGGACUGACACAUCAGGACGCUUUACAGAAGUUCAAGCAAGCCAAAAAGGGGCUGCUCACCCUCACAGUCAGGACCCGCCUGACGGCCCCCCACUCCCUGGGCAGCCACCUGUCCCCCCCACUGUGCCGUUCCCUGAGCUCUAGCACCUGCGUCACCAAGGACUGCGGCUCCUUCGUCCUGGACAGCCCCGAGGCGCCCGCCAGCAGCACCAAGCCCAACGACAGGAUCCUGGUGGAGGUGUCCCUGAAGAAAGAGGCUGGUGUCGGGCUGGGCAUCGGACUGUGCAGCGUUCCCUAUUUCCAGUGCAUUUCUGGCAUCUUCGUGCACACGCUGUCUCCAGGAUCCGUGGCACAUCUGGACGGUCGACUGCGAUGUGGCGAUGAGCUGGUGGAGAUCAACGACUCCCCCGUUCACUGCAUGACGCUCAACGAAGUCUACACCAUCCUGAGUCACUGUAACCCAGGUCCCAUCCCCAUCAUGGUUAGCCGCCAUCCAGACCCACAGGUCUCUGAACAGCAGCUCAAAGAAGCUGUGGCCCAGGCUGUGGAGAACGUCAAGUUUGGAAAGGAGCGGCACCAGUGGAGUCUAGAAGGUGUCAAAAGGCUGGAGAGCAGCUGGCACGGGCGGCCCACCUUGGAAAAGGAGCGGGACAAGAACUCUGCACCCCCGCAUCGCCGGGCGCAGAAGGUCAUGAUCCGUUCCAGCAGCGACAGCAGCUACAUGUCAGGAUCUCCCGGGGGCAGUCCCAGCAGCAGUGGAGAGCAGCCACCCUCUGAUCUGGAAGUCAGUGUGCACAACCCCAGCCUGCCCCUGGGGCGGGAACCAGGGGUGCCUCCUGGGGCCUCAUCCAGGCACCCCCAGGAGAACCUGCCCCUCCCUGCAAGCCAGGGCAGCCACCCACCACUGAGACUCAAGAAAUCCUUUGAGAUUUUGGUGAGAAAGCCUACAUCCUCCAAGCCCAAGCCUCCACCCAGAAAAUACUUUAAAAGUGACAGUGACCCUCAGAAGAGUAUGGAAGAGACAAAGGACUCCCUGUGCCCUUCUGGACACACCUUGCCCACCUGUGGCCAGGAAGCCAGAGACCUGCUGCCACCGCCGCCUCCACAGGAAGACACAGCGGGGAGAACCCCUCACACCGCUGCUGGCCACCCAGGACCUGUUGUCAGGCCACACACGACAUCCCUCUCAGAGGGCCAGCCAGGGAGGAGGGCAGCCAGCCCAGGGACGCAAACGUCCCCAGUAAAACACCCAUUGCUUAGGAGACAGGCUCGGAUGGACUAUAGCCUUGAGACCACAGCCGAAGACCCUUGGGUUAGAAUUUCUGACUGCAUCAAAAAUCUCUUUAGCCCCAUCAUGAGUGAGAACCACAACCACGUGCCGCUGCAGCCUGACGCCCCGCUGGGUGAGGAAGACGGGAUGCGGGGCCACCCAGAUGGGGCUGCCGCGAAGCUGGACACCACCGACGGCGGUCCCAAAGCUUACAAGCAGGUGGGCGGCAGCAGCGUGAAGAAGGGUCCUCCAGUAGCCCCCAAGCCAGCCUGGUUUCGCCAAAGCUUGAAAGGUUUGAGGAAUCGUGUUCCGGACUCCAGGCGAGAGAUGGCCGCCUCCUGCCAGCCGACCCCCACCUCCAGGGAGCGCCCUGGGCCACCCCUGCGGGCUUCGUCCUCCAUCAAGCAGAGGAUCAGCUCCUUCGAAACGUUCAGCUCCGCUCACCCGCCUGACAGAGGAGCCCAGAGACUGAGCCUCCAGGCCUCCAGCUCCUCGGGCGAAGCAGCAGAACUUCCCGGGAAGCAAGAGGGAGAGCGGGCUUCUGGUCCCUUGGGGCAAGGGGCUCCCCCGACCAUGGAACAGCAGCGGCCAGAGCCAGAGCAGCUGCCCCCCACCUCCCCGGCCACGUCAGAGGCCAGCGACCCCGGCGUGUCAGGGCGCCCUCCCCUGGAACAGCAGCCCGGUCAGAAAACCCUCUCCUCCGACCCGGACCCUCUCUCAAGGCUGCUGGCAACACAGAUGGAGGGACCCCGAGGCCCAGUGGUCAAGAUGCCAAGUCAGCGGGCUCGGAGCUUCCCCCUGAGCCGGACCCAGUCCUGCGAGAUGAAGCCACUGGAUGAAAAGACCAGUAAACUCUACUCCAUCAGCAGCCAAGUGUCCUCGGCCGUCAUGAAGUCCCUGCUGUGCCUCCCGUCUUCCCUCUCUUUUGGCCAGACCCCCUGCAGCCCCAAAGAAGGGGUGUUGCCUCCCACAGCAUUCAGUGAAGACCCAGCGAAUAGUUCUGCCGAAGCUUCUGCCUCGGACACCAGCUUCUCUCUCAACCUCUCAGAGCUGAGAGAAUACACGGAAGGUCUCAGUGAGUCCACAGAAGCCAACGACUGUGAGCACUGCACCUCUCAGCCUGGUCAAUCGGUUAUCUCCUUGCUGAGCACAGAGGAACUAAAGAAGCUCAUAGAGGAAGUGAAGGUUCUGGAUGAAGCUACAUUAAAGCAAUUAGACAGCAUCCAUGUCACCAUCUUGCACAAGGAGGAAGGGGCUGGCCUUGGGUUCAGCUUGGCAGGAGGAGCAGAUCUAGAAAACAAGGUGAUCACGAGCACAGCUCAGGAUGUGCCCGAGGCUUCAGAUCUCGAGGUCCAGCCCCCUGUUCUCUCAGGACCAGCUGGUACCCAGAGUAACUUGGCACACUGCUUUCAGUCAUGUGUGAGCAGCAACUUCCUUCUUUGCAAGCAAGCUCUCCACCACAAAAAAGCGCAUAAAACCAAUGAGGACCUAUUUCUGACACUGAGCACUGGCAGAUCACCAUAAAGACGUUCCGGACGGCACAGGCUGCUUCCUAAUUGAAGAGCAGAAAAGAUAGCUUGCCUGUGGGAACAACACUUUGGAUCUGCGGGUCUGCCCUGGAGGGGGCAGUUUUCUGCACCCAUGUCGGCCGCCACCGCUGACACUGCCUCAAAAGCCAGGAGCGGUACACAUCGGCUGAUCCUAUGCACCAAGCUUCCCCUUUCUCCUUCCAUGUUUGAGCGCUUCUGUUCCUUUCCAGAUUCAUUCAAAGAGAACUAACGUUGAGUACCGUCCAUUAUCAAGAACAAGCUGGGCUCCCACUGACAUGUGCAGGUUUUCUUCCCCAUGCCUCAGGACGGGGGAUCGUUGGCAUGUAUGCUUCAUUUGUGGAGGAUGGAUGGAGAUGCAGAACAGAUUCUCCUCCUACUCGGGUCUUGUAAUCAGAGGAUCUUGACCACGUCUGACCCCAUAACAGAAUUUUUCCAACACUGAAACUGUUUAGAGAAACAAAGAACCUUGAUCAGAGGAUAACAGCAAAACAACACAUAGCACAGUUCAGCGAUUGGCCACUCAUGCUGUCAUUCAGUCCUCCUAAUUAAGCACGUUAGAAUUUACAUCAUUAAAAAGGUUGAGGCAGGUCUUGCCUGGGAGUCCAGUGGUUAAGACUCUGUGCCUCCAUUGCAGAGGGGGUGGGUUUGAUCCUGAGUCAGGGAACUAAGAUCCCACAUACCGUGGGGCCAAAAAAUAAAAAGCCCUAUACACGUAAAAAAAAAUGUAUUACAGGAAAAAAAAAGAAGAUGACUGCGGCAAAGACAUGAGAUUUUUUUUUUUUUUAAUCCUACACUUUUUCAGAAAAGGAACCUAGGUGGGGAUGGUCUCUUUUAACUGGAAUUAAGGAUCAGAAUUUCUAGGGGAAGAGCUUUAAAAAUAUUCAGACUUCCUAGGAUAGGAAUUCUGCAUUCUGUGAAAUAUGUGGCCUGAGAAUUUCUCUAUGAAAAAAAGAAUGCUUUGCUGAAUCUUUUGGGGAUCACUAUAUUAUAUGGCCUGUUCUUAGAGAAUUAUCAUGCCAGCCUGCACUGUAGAGUCUCUAAUAUUUUUUUAAACAGUAGACGUUUUCAGAGCUUGUAUUUUAUCCAACGUUUUUAAUUUUCUUAGACCUUGGAAACUUUUCUAACACAGUAUCUAUUAAUAUGUCACAAAAUCAGUGCUUGAAGAAAGUUUCCCUGGGAGAAUGCUGAUGCAGAGCACAAAGGGCAAAAGAGUGCAACCAAAUGUUAACUAGGAUUGUAGCAAUACAGUCUAGGAUGUUGUGUUGGGAAGAAUUUUGAGGGCCAGUCUGGCCAUUUUGGCUAAUGAUCUCUGCUCUGGGUAGAGAAGGGAGUGAAGCUGGCUAGCAGCCCUGAACUAGGACACCUUUCAUUUUAUUUUCUUUGAAAGAAUCUUCUGGGCUUCCUGGUGGCUCAGUGGUAAAGAACCUGCCUGCCAAUGCAGGAUACAUAGGUUCGAUUCCCGGGUGGGGAAGAUGCACAGGAGAAGGA
Messenger RNA from Bubalus bubalis (water buffalo), 5982 nucleotides. RefSeq names its product interleukin 16 (gene IL16). The record is from RefSeq and is a predicted model, not a curated record. Lineage: Eukaryota; Metazoa; Chordata; Mammalia; Artiodactyla; Bovidae. The transcript is spliced from 17 exons. Bases 707 to 4468 code for a protein of 1253 amino acids. Gene Ontology annotation, biological process: induction of positive chemotaxis; leukocyte chemotaxis. Gene Ontology annotation, molecular function: cytokine activity; CD4 receptor binding.